This is a messenger RNA of Vigna unguiculata (cowpea), 2019 nucleotides long. RefSeq lists its product as uncharacterized. Gene Ontology annotation, molecular function: protein binding. The record is from RefSeq and is a predicted model, not a curated record. Lineage: Eukaryota; Viridiplantae; Streptophyta; Magnoliopsida; Fabales; Fabaceae.
ACACUGCUGAGGCGGUGGUGAAGAUAACAUAAAAAAAACAAAAACUGAAGUGUGUGUGUGCGUUGCGGAAGAUGCAGAACGCACUUCAUGUCUUCUACUUGAUCACAUUCAGAAUACAUUUCAUGUCCCUUUUAUCAUAUUCCAUAAUUACUGAGAAGAAAUAACCUUAUGUUGAAUCAUUCACACUCACACAACUAUGACUAAUCACCUUGUUUUUUGUGCUUUCACUGUGCUUGCUCUCACUUACACUCUUCAGUUUCAAGCUCAUGCUUCUCCUUCAGGAUCAUUGAUCGAGCAUCUAUCUUCACUUCUCAAAUGGAGAAGGUCAAACUCAAAGACAUCUCAGUCAGAUGAGAAUGUUCUUCAAUUUGAGAAUGGUUAUGUAGUGGAGACUGUUGUUGAAGGAAAUGAUAUUGGGGUCGUUCCUCAUAGGAUCCUUGUUUCUGCCGAAGAUGGUGAAAUCUUUGCUGUUGAUGCAAUUAAUAGCAACAUUGUUCGAAUCACCCCGCCCUUAUCCCAAUAUAGUAGAGGAAGAUUGGUGGCGGGGUCGUUUCAAGGCUACACUGGUCAUGUAGAUGGAAAACCAAGUGAUUCUCGUUUCAAUCAUCCCAAAGGCAUAACUGUGGAUGAUAAAGGAAAUGUCUAUGUUGCUGAUACACAAAAUCUAGCUAUCAGAAAGAUUGGAGAUGCUGGUGUGACAACCAUUGCUGGAGGAAAGUCAAAUGUUGCAGGCUACAGGGAUGGUCCCAGUGAGGAUGCGAAGUUCUCAAAUGAUUUUGAUGUUGUGUAUGUUCGUCCAACCUGUUCCUUGUUGGUCAUAGAUAGAGGAAAUGCUGCUCUUCGCCAAAUCAAUCUCAACCAGGAGGAUUGUGAUUAUCAAUCUAGUUCAAUUUCUGUUACAGAUGUCCUCACAGUUGUUGGUGCUGUUUUAGUAGGAUACGCUACAUGCAGGUUUCAGCAAGGAUUUGGAUCAUCUUUCUUCCCCAAAACACCAUCAUCAAAAGGUGAAUUCAAAGGCCAAGACCAUAAGGGGGAGACAAAAUGGCCAUCUUUUAGACAACUUCUUGUGUAUCUUUCUAAUUUCUCCCUCAAAACAUUUAGUUCUUUCUUUCGAUUCAUACCAUGGCGUUCCAAAUCCGACAGCACCAAGAGAGGCUUGACACCGCAAAAUGAUCUUCUUAAGAUGCCGGAAGAUGAGGUAGAGGAGGUCCCCAUGGCAGAUAGGCAAAGGGCUUUUGAUUCACUUCUUACAGAAACUAAGCAAGUUCACACUCCGAGCACAGCUGAAAAAUAUUCACAAAUGAGGCCUGCAAAGAUAAAAUCAAGCUCUUCCAAGGAUCCCUCUUUGUUAAGAAAGCACCAUUCAUUGAAAAAACAGGAGUAUGCUGAGUUCUAUGGAUCAACUGAGGUUCCAUCUCAUGCCAAAUCUAAGAGCCAGAAGCAAAGGUCUAAACAUCGCAAACGAGAAAAGGUUGGACAUGUUCUUUCGGAGGGUGUUGGAGCAGAGAAAAAACCAGUUGAGAUGAGGGGUGUUGAUUAUGGUAAUCCGAGGUUUGAGCAUUACAAUACGAGGACCAAGUAUGUACCUGAGGAUUCCUUCCUUUUCAAUCCUCAUUAACAGGGUUUACACCUUUUUCUUGGUUCAUACAUGAAUAUCUGAUGAAAUUGAAGCAAGGAAGAUAUAUUCAAACUAAAGUUUCUACACUUAGCCAAGCAUUCAGAGGAAGAUAUAUUCUUGCUGAAGUUUUUACACUUAGCCAAGCAGGUGAUGUGAUCAUUAAGCACUAAUGCACCAGAUUCCAUCAGCAAUUAAUUUGACUUGACUUGGGCGAGAGUAAUAAGAUGAGAGUAGUAAUAAGAUACGUGAUAAGUUCUCGUGUUUCUUUUUAGAAAAACAUGCAGAUUGGGACAUAGUUUUUGAUCCCCUUACUUGACAAGUUGUAAUAGAAUUAGCUUCACUCACUUACCAAACUACUCAUCUCAAGGAGAUUACUACAUGCAAAAAAAGAGAGAUAGGAU